UAUAACUAAGACUAAAAAUGCAGAUGAUAUCAACCGUUGAUCCAUGAUACAAAAGAUUCAUAAAAAAAAAUUCCAAAAAAAAAUCCAUCGUAUGUCGCAUCCCUAAUUCCGUUCUAUGCAUGAACCUCAAUUCCCAGCAUUUUUCGAAUUGAAUCGAUGAUGGGAGACAUUGCAAGUGAAGAACAUCAACGAUCAUUCGCAGCUCCUCUCAUAUUUAUCAUCGUUCUCGCUUUUCAAUUCGCUUCCUAUUGGAUUGAUCACCUCAAGAAGGGUGGAUCUGAGAAGGAAAAAGAAAUUCAGUUGCGUGCAGAAAUAAAACAACUUUUGAAGGAGGCAAACUCCAUGUCGCAGCCAUCCACCUUUGCACAAGCAGCAAAACUCAAAAGACAGGCAGCUGCAAAGGAGAAGGAACUUGCAAAGUGUCAAGAUUUACAUACCAGGGACACAACUUUGUAUUCAAAAGUUCUGCUCGUCUCAAAGGUUUUAACAUAUUUAAUUUUGCUUAUCUGGUUUUGGAGGUCUCCUGUGGCUAGCAUAUCUCAACAACUCGUGCAACCAUUUGGGAGAUUGUUAUCUUGGAGGACUGGAGGAGUUCAAAAUAACAAUAUUAUGGUUGGCAUAAUACCUUGGCUAGCAGUAACUUCCAGGGUUAGCAAACUUAUUUGUAAACUCACGUAUAGCAAAUAGACUAUAGUGAUCUUCAUCUAGAAUGGCUGAUUGGUAGCUGGUUGGACUGGUAUCCUUGAUUUAAAAUGGAAUGAACAGGAUGUUACUAGGUUUGUACAUCUUGAAAUUAGUCCUUCCUGCUUGUUUUUAUGAUAUCCAUUUCCUCUGGUGGUUGCGCUUUCUUUUGUUACUUGAAUAUUUUUUUGGAUACUUAUUAAGAAAUUUUGUCUUUAAAUACACUAUCAGAAGUAAUGUAUUUGAGCAGAUUUGAACAUUUAGAAGAGUGAAAUGAGAAAGUCUUUAAAUCAAUAUUCUAAAUACUGCAUUGGCCUGAUCUAUCUGGUAACUGAUAUGUGCUUAUAAAAUUGAGGAGUGUAUAUUAACAUUAUGUUGUUGGUUUGGUUGAAUUUGACUCAAACCUCCUUAGCAAAGUCUCAGAUUCAAACAUUGUGGAUUUGAUGAGGAGAUUUUGUUUUUGAGGAUCUAUGUUACAUGAAUUCAUCUUAAUUUUAUUCAACGAGAUUUGAUUUGUUAA
Messenger RNA from Vicia villosa (hairy vetch), 1201 nucleotides. RefSeq names its product protein GET1-like. Bases 157 to 687 code for a protein of 176 amino acids. The record is from RefSeq and is a predicted model, not a curated record. The transcript is spliced from 8 exons. NCBI's taxonomy places the organism in Eukaryota, Viridiplantae, Streptophyta, Magnoliopsida, Fabales, Fabaceae. Gene Ontology annotation, biological process: tail-anchored membrane protein insertion into ER membrane.